AUGUAUCCACUUGGUCAGUUGUUGUCGACAUCUUGACAGAGAGCUUGCCGUGCGUCGCAGCACGCUGCUUAUAUUUCUUUUAUAUUUCCAACAUCCUAUGCCGAUAUGUAAAACACGUUCACUGAACCACGACCAUUUGCAUAGUUAAUUUUUCUUUGAUUUUACGCACACACUACGUAGCCAUGCUUGGGCUCGGUGUCUUUCUGCUGCUUGCUCAAUCCGCAUUCGGAGCCAUUCGCCAGUCGGCGACGGUCAACAAUCCGCCUUAUCUGGCCACCCAUGAUAGCAGCUUCGUGCCGGAUAAGAUUCUGAGGGUAACCGCUAAAAAUGUCAGUUUGGACUGCACUACCCGCUAUUCGGUCAUCAUCAACGGCAGUAUACCGGGACCGGAACUGCGGUUUGUGGAAGGGCAGCACGUGUGGAUUCGGGUGUACAACGAUAUGGAGGACACUAACGUGACCAUCCACUGGCAUGGUCUCAGCAUGCGAAUGUCACCGUUCUCCGACGGCACGCCCAUGGUCAGCCAGUGGCCCAUUCCCCCGAUGCACUUCUUCGACUACGAAUUCCAGCUGCAGAAAGGCGAUGCCGGCACCUACUUCUACCACUCCCACGUCGGCUUCCAGGCUGUCACCGCCGGUGGCGCCCUCAUCGUCGACGAGGCACCCGGCACACCCCGGCCCUAUGAAUACGACGAAGACCGCAUCGUCAUGAUCAGCGACAUCCACCACAAAACCGACGCCGUGGUGGAAGCCCAGCUAACCGGUAUGCCUUUUAUGUGGCCCGGCAACCCCGACAACGUGGCGGUGAACGGCAAAUCCCGGUUCAUCAACGCCACCAGUUCCCAAGCCGGCCCCUCGUGUGAACUGGCCGUGAUCAACCUGGACCCGGGGAAGACGUACCGCUUCCGCUUUAUCGGGGCACUGGCCGUGUCGUUCAUCUACCUGAAUCUGGAAGCCCACAACAUGGUGAUUAUUGAGGUGGACGGACGGUACGUGAUGCCGUACGUCCCCGACCAUCUGGAGGUCAGUUCCGGGCAGCGCUACAGUGCCCUCGUUUUUGCCAAGACCCAGGCGGAGUUGACCGGUGCCGACGGGUCCAUCAAGAACCGCUACUGGAUGCAGUUGGAGACCCACCCCCAGGACGACGCUGACAACGUCCUGUACGCCAUUAUCAAAUACAACGCCGGUUCUUCCGGUCCCGUUGACACGUUCACGCUGCCGGCCGCCCCGGUGCUGCCGCUCCCCAAGGAAACGUUCGCGGACGGAUGGAUUGAGGACCGCCUGCAGCCGUUGAACCCGGAUCCGGAUAACCCGUGGAUCAAGAUGGAGGACAUCACCCGCCGCAUCUAUGUCAACUUAACUCUGCAGAUCAACCCGGCCACCGGGCACGCGCAGUUCAUCCAGGACGGCGCGCCGUGGUUUGAGAACACCCCGCAAGAGCCGUACCUCGUAUCGCUGUAUAAGAAUAACACCAAGUACUUCCCGGAUUACAACCGGGCGCUGGCUAACGGCGGCUUCGACCCGGUGACGACGACCUUCCCGGCCAAGAUCGGUGAGGUCCUGGAGAUUGUCUGGUACCUGGUGGGUGACAAUCUGAUGGGCUCCGUGGAAACGCAUCCCUGGCAUUCCCAUGGCGACCACUACUGGGACGCCGGUACCGGCAACGGGACCUACGAUCCUGUGGCCAAUGAAGCGAAACUGACAGCUCGUCAUGGACGCAUCAUUACACGGGAUACCUCUAAUACCUACCGUCCAAAUGACCGUCCCUUCUUGAAGGGGGGUCCCGGGUUCACUUACAGCUGGCGGUCGUUCCGUAUCCGUGUGAAGAACCCCGGUGUGUGGAUGAUGCAUUGCCACAUGUUGCAGCACAUGGUCAUGGGCAUGCAGACCGUGUGGGUGUUUGGGGAUGCUAAGGAUGUUACACCGGUAUCGCAGCAUCUGCUGGAUCAAGGGUACCUGGUGUACGGUGGAACGGCGUACGGGAAUGCUACGUACGCUCCCCGCGUGCUGCAUUAUUUUGCCGAUGAAGUGGACAAAUAGAUUUUUGUAUGAUCUUGUGCAUGCUUUAUAAACCUAAAUUAUUAUGGUUACUUUUUUUGUUUCGUACGAGCAGCUGCGCUAAAAAAGAUUGUAAUUUCAGAAAUAUGUUGCUUCGAACAAUGAAAAUGACUGGCGUCCUGA
Paramacrobiotus metropolitanus is the source of this 2180-nucleotide messenger RNA. RefSeq lists its product as uncharacterized. The record is from RefSeq and is a predicted model, not a curated record. Gene Ontology annotation, molecular function: copper ion binding; oxidoreductase activity. Bases 183 to 2039 code for a protein of 618 amino acids. The transcript has 2 exons. Lineage: Eukaryota; Metazoa; Tardigrada; Eutardigrada; Parachela; Macrobiotidae.